Molecule: messenger RNA, 633 nt
Organism: Musa acuminata AAA Group (dessert banana)
Lineage: Eukaryota; Viridiplantae; Streptophyta; Magnoliopsida; Zingiberales; Musaceae
Product: PRA1 family protein E-like
Exons: 1
Coding region: 1-633 (210 amino acids)
Biological process (GO): vesicle-mediated transport
Cellular component (GO): endoplasmic reticulum; Golgi apparatus
Source: RefSeq, a predicted model, not a curated record
AUGCGCUCCGCCUCGCCGCGGGGCUACGGGGCGUUGCCCUCCCACGCGGCCGCACCCUCUCCAUCGUCGGCGCCGUCCGCGGUCCACCGCGGGGCCGCCCUCGUCUCCAGCCUCCGUGAGCAGGGCAGGGCCCUAAUCGCGACCCAGCGCCCCUGGGGGCAGCUCCUCGACUCCGCCGCCCUCGCCCGCCCCUCCUCCGCCGGGGAAGCCAUAUCCCGCCUCCGCCGUAACCUCACCUACUUCCGCUCCAACUACGCCCUCUCCGUGCUCCUCGCCCUCGCCAUCGGCCUCAUCUGGCAGCCAGCCUCGUUGGCCGCCGCCCUCAUCCUCGCCGCCGCCUGGUUCUUCCUCUACCUCGCCCGCGACGGGCCGCUCGUCCUCUUCGACAGACGCUUCGACGAAGGCACCAUCCUCGGCGCCCUCUCCCUGGCCACCUUCUUUGCGCUCGUCUCCACGGAUCUCGGGUCGAACGUGUUCAAGUCAGUGGGGGUCGGCCUGCUGCUCGUCGGAAUGCACGCGGUCUUCAGGAUUACGGAUGACCUUUUCAUGGAUGAAAGCGAGGCCGUGAGCGGCGGACUGGUCGCCGGCUUGGGCGGUCCGGGGCGGCCGGCCUUCGUCGUCCGGGUGGUGUAA